Molecule: messenger RNA, 339 nt
Organism: Entamoeba dispar SAW760
Lineage: Eukaryota; Evosea; Mastigamoebida; Endamoebidae
Exons: 1
Coding region: 1-339 (112 amino acids)
Source: RefSeq, a predicted model, not a curated record
AUGAUGUGCAAAAUUGCUAGUUUAGAUAUUAAAAAUAAUAGUAAUGUAGAAGAUAAAGAUCAUUGUAUUGAUACUCUUAAUAAAGCAAGAAAUGAAAUAGAAAGAAUUAUUGAUGAAGAAGAAAAAAAGAAACUGUUAAUCAUGUUUAUCAAUCAUUACAUUUAUUUCUUCCCAUUACUUGAUCAAAUCACACCUGACAAAAUUACUCAAAUAAUUAAUGAAAUAAAUGAAAAUAAAGAAUAUUUGGAUGACGCUCAAAUAACUAUUUUCACUAAUGUAAUGAAUAGUAUUACUAUUUCUGCUCAAGAAAAUACUAAGUUUGCAGGCAUUCAAAUUUAA